AACCUUCCUUGGCGGUACACUCGGAAGAAUGUGUGCUGAACGAUCUCAAACGGCUAGGCACAUAGUAGAUCAAAUCAAAAGUCAGGGCUUGUUUGACAGAAUUAGAAAGCAGUGUCUUGAAGAUGUAGAUAUCUACAUGGACUAUCAAAUCCUUCAAAAGAAAGUGAACUCAUUUGUGUCCUCAUUUCUUCAAAGUCAGUCAUGGGAUCCCAGUGUUGAAAAGCUUAAGUUAAGAGAACAACUGCGAACGAAACUUCAGCGAACAAAAAUGUUGUCUUGCGGUGUUGACAGGCUUGUAUGUCAGGCUCUAAGGGCGAAAAUGCCUAAAGGGUUCAGAAAUCAAGUUCAAAAUAUUGUGUGUGAUUACUUUAGUCUAACACCUGAUUCUCUCAUGAUAAACAACAACUUUAAUCAAGGUUGUGAUGAUGUAAGGCUCUCAGCUUUCUCUGAACUCCAAGGUGGUCCAUGUGUCACCGAAACAUUCGACAGAAACUAUGGCUGUCCUGCAGUGAAUGCUGUAGCUAUCCCAGCGACACCAGCUGUUCAACCACCAUUUCCGUAUACCUACCCCACAGUUCCAGUUCAACACCCAGUUAUUCAACCAAGUGUCCCCUGCCCAAUGAAUGCAUAUGUAGGUCCGAAUGGAAACUACAUAGUUCCUCCUGGUGUAUUUUGCCAACCACUUGUUCAUUUUGGCAGUCAACCUCCAUUACCCGUACAAGCUAUCCAGGUUGUAGGAAGUCAUGUUAUUUCACCGAAACCACAGUGUGAUUCAAGUCAGAUUCGAGUACAGCCCGUUGAAGUUACGGUUGAAGAAUCAGUACAGUGUGACGAUCCCAUGGAUAUCGAAUCGCUAAAUUCUAACAGUCCGGUUGAUCAAAAUACUGUAUCUCCUUCAUGUAGAAAUUUGGAAUGUUUUGAAGAGCGUGAAAUAUCAAAAGUAAAUGAAAGCAUAAGUGAAAAAAGUUCACAUUAUCCGCCUAAUCAAACUGCUUGGCAUAAUGCCAAUUUAAUGUUGGAUGAUGUCUCUGAAGAUGAGGAAAAAUAUACGAAUUCCAAAUCACUAUCUUCAUUCGAAAACCGAAUAAAGUAUUCCGAUCACUGUUCAUCCUCGAGGUCGCCACAUGCAGGCCCUCAUUCUUAUGACCGGAACUCGCCUCUACAAAAUGACGUUCAUAGUUUCCAUGAUCUUGCACAUUCAAACUCAUCUAGUACAUACAAUGAUCGUAAGCAUCAGAAAUUUACACGAUCUACUUUGGAAUAUAAUCCAGAAAAUCCUGGUUUAAACCAUAACACUAGUACUGAAAGGAAAUUGUCUUGCGAACAUCAGUCUGAUUUUACCAAAUCGAAUUUAACAAAAUCAUUGACAAGGGACAAAAAUUACUACCAUACUAAAUAUUCACGGUCAUCCACUUCACCUUUAUCAUCUAACAGUAAUUUCUAUGAGUCAACCCAUAUAGAUCGUGAUGACUGGCGUCCAAGAACUGUUGAGAUGAGUUCUCAGAAAGAGAUGAAUUCCUGCACUCUAACAAAUAGACCGCGAACUGCUUUUUUAAAAAAACAUCUGCCACACAGUCCAACAACUCAAUCUGCACAUCAUCUUUCAGAUACACGGAGACAUUCGCACUGCACGAGAAGUCCUAAUGUUUCUAUCGAUCGUCGUAUGAAAUCUGAAUAUUCGUCCAGCAAUCUUGUAUCUAGCCGGUUCCGUGCAUCUCCAGACUCCGGUCAGACAAAGACGCGAAGCGUAGAAGCUUGCCUACGGUAGCAUCAUCAUGUGAAUGGUUCAGGAAUGAAUCGCAUUCACCGGAGGAACAUUCUAGCAGAUCUUCUUCGAUGUUCUCACACAGCAACAAUUCACUGUCGUCAACCUCUGAGCGUUUGACGCCAGACCCAACAGGGAAUUCACAAUACGCUCAUUCACGCCCUCAUAAUAAAGCUCAUGAAACGGGUAAGAAAUGAAAUAUCACAACUAACUCGAUUUUUUGUUAACUGAUUAAUAUUCUGAUCAUACUAUCUCUUAUGUGGUUUUUUAGAUACUGUGAACUCUUAUUCUCUGGAUUUCACUUUGGAUCGGUUAACUCGGAAGCGCGAGAUUGAGGCUAGGUUAAAGGAGAUUGAAUCAACUGAGAGAAAGUUAUUGAACAAACAAAAAAUGCUAAAUUAUGGGAAAGAAGCAAGACCGCCCACAAAUUCCGAUGAUAUAGAACACGGUUCAGACUACAAAAGAUUUUCAAAGAAAUAUGUGAAGUGAAACAACAAAGGAUCUCAGUAGCUGAUGAGUCAAUCAACAUUUAUGACUUACAUCAAAUCAUUGUGGUAAUCAUAAAUUCUGCUUACGUUAACGUAUUCCUUAGUAGGCUAUAAAAAGACUUAUACUGAGGUUAUUGGCAGUGUGCGGAGUUUAUACGUAAAUAUAAAACUAUUGUAUUUGAACAUAUUUAUUUGUAACAAUGUUUUAUAAUAAGCAUCAAAAAUGAACCUACGAUGUAGUACAAAAUGCAACAAGAACCUAACGUUCAGUUAACAAACAUAUCACAGCUAACUAUACGUUUCUUUCUUCCCCUUCGACUUCUCUUACUUCGUCACUUCAAAUUCAUUUUUGUGUUCUGUGAAAAUAAUUAACAUGACAAGGUGAUAUUUUAUUGCUAGAUAGAUUUUAGUAAUAAAUAUUAAUGAGUUGGUAGCAAAAAAUUACUUGUUAUUAACUGAUUUUACAGAAAUAAGCUGGACAAAAACUGCAUACCAGUGUUAUUAAUAUAUUUGUAAUAGUAAGAGUGUUUGAUGUUACUAUGAACUAGUAUAAUUUUUGCGGAAACUGUAGAUAUUGAAUAAAAUUAAUUUAUGCACUG
Messenger RNA from Heterobilharzia americana, 2852 nucleotides. NCBI's taxonomy places the organism in Eukaryota, Metazoa, Platyhelminthes, Trematoda, Strigeidida, Schistosomatidae. The record is from the annotation of a GenBank genome assembly.